AUGUCUACGUCAAUUUUGGAAUUACCCGAUGAUAUUUUAGUACUGAUUUUUUGUCGAUACAUAUCUGAAAAAGAGCUGUGUCGAUUAGAUCGAGUCUGUCGAAGAUUUCACAAUCUACUCUGUAGUGAUAAUCUGCCAUGGAAAACAGCACUUGCUAAAUUAACAAAUGUGUCAUAUUCAAAACUGAAAAAUGAAGCUGGAUGUCCCAUGAUUCAGAACUCUCGUCAUCCAUCCACAAUCUUAUCGCAUUUAUUUCAUCUUCCAGCCAAUUAUUACUAUAAAGUUUUAUUCAAUCCUGCUCGUGAAUCUCCCCGUUUACUUCAAAACGAUCAACGUCCUCCAUUGAAACCGCGAGAUCGUUGUUCCGAACUCGGUUGUGACAUAAAUUCCACAAUCAACAAUGAUCACUAUCUAUUAUCAUUAGCUUAUCGUUGGAAUAAAGAUAAAGCUUAUAAAAAUCAUACAUUAGUUAAAUUUAUUUCUCGAGCUCAAACAUCAUUAUUACAAUACGAUGAACAUAAACAUCAACUUUGGUUUACGUGCAAAAAUGAUUUAUGUUGUUUAAAUCUACGUACAAAUCAAAUAGAUCAUUCCUACGAAUUCUACGAUGAUGAUGUACUUUGCUAUAAAGUUUAUAAUGAUCAUCUGAUUUGUUUAGCUAAUGGAAGCCAAUUAAAAAUUAUAUAUAGAAAAACCAAUAAUAUUCAUUUAUGUGAUAAACCGCAAAAUGCAGGAUUAUUAUCCGGUGAACGUAACGAUAUACUUUCGUUAGAUAUUUAUUCAAAUGAUCUCGACAGAUAUUUAAUAUUAAAUGGUUCGCGUGACCAUACAGUUUCACUAAGAACAUUUGAUAUGUCAACAGAAAACAAUCAACUUAUAUGGCGAACACGAGUUGAUGAUCGUGUUCUAUGUAGUCGUUUUACAAGUGAUGGGCAAUAUUUUCUUAUUGGUACCGGUGGAACAUCAAGUAAUUAUCCAUUAGUACUAUUCAAUUCAGAACGAUCGCAGCCUAUACAUCUUUACAAUGCUCAAUAUCGUAUUGGUGCUGGUGUUCGUUGUAUUGAAUGGGCAACUUCAAAUGUAUUUAUUGCUGCUGGUUUUGACAAUCAAUUUAAAGAAUUUGAUCUACGCACAGGACAAUGCCAUUAUACAUUCUAUGAUGAAUUCGGCAAUGACUAUUGUUCAUUAGCCGUAUCAGUUGACUAUAAUAAUACAUCAAAUGGAAUACUUCUUGGCGGAAAUCAUCAUUCAACAGUUCGACUGGUUAAUCGAAAACAACGCCAAUUGCAAAAAGUAUUUUUUGUCUCCAAAGAACAUAGUCCAGUACAUAGUUUAGCUGUGACAUCGGAAUAUUUAUUUGCAUCGGUUGAUCGAUCAAUUGUUGCAUUAGAUUUUACAAAUUGUAAUCCACCGUUUGGAAACAAAAUGCGCAAACUUUGA
This is a messenger RNA of Rotaria socialis, 1440 nucleotides long. NCBI's taxonomy places the organism in Eukaryota, Metazoa, Rotifera, Eurotatoria, Philodinida, Philodinidae. The record is from the annotation of a GenBank genome assembly.